CAGUGCUGAAGCACCGCCUCUGGCGGUCAGUCCAGCUUGGCGACAUCGGAACGUUUGCGUCGGCUUGUUUUCCACACGGGUAGUUUUUGCGACGGACCAAACCAGAGCCUGGCGAAAUGGAAGUGAAGAAUGCCAACGCCGCUAUGCUCAGUAACUACGAGGUGUUCAAACUCCUCACAGACCUGAAGGAACAGAGGAAGGACAGCGGGAAGAACAAACACAGCGCCGGGCAGCAGAACCUCAACACCAUCAUGUAUGAGACGCUGAAGUACCUGUCGAAGAUGCCCUGCAGCAGGCAGAGCCCAGAUAUCGUCAAAGACUUCCUCACCACCAUGAUGCCUCACAAACUCACAAAGGCAGAAAAACUGCAGCUAUUGAACCACCGGCCACAGACAGCAGUGGAAAUUCAGCUUAUGGUGGAAGAGAGUGAGGAGCGGUUAUCGGAGGAGCAGAUCGAGGAGCUCAUCCAGACGGUCGCUGACGCCCUACCUGGUGACCCGGAGCAGGAGAACGCAGCUCCAGCAGAUGCAGAGAUGGAGGAAGCCGGCGAACAGUCAUGACACAGUGACAGGCCAGAAAUGACUCAUACUGUGGAGGAAGAACUGGAGUGAGGGAUUAAAAUGAUUACAGAACUGAGCGUGUUGCUGCUCUGAUUUGUAUAUCACAUCAGCUGAGGUUCAUGCAGAGACUGUCUGCUGUUAACCUGAUGUAGUUUUGGUUUCCGACUAAUUAUUAAUAAUCACUUUCUUCUGUGUUGGCGUGUGUAUGUUUUUCCAAGCUGUAAUAUCUGUCAGUCAUGCAGUCGAAUUUGCAUUGAUACACAGCACAAAUAUAAGGUCAGAUGGUGUUAUUAGAGUGGCGACAUAAGAAAGAGAGUAGAAAGUAUGGACCAAGAGUUGAUUGUUUUCUCUUAUUAAUGCUAUAUUUUUAAUUAAUAUCAUGCCAAAUGUGUCUGUGGCUUUUUGUCGUUUUGAUUGACACGGUCAGGUAGAAGGGAAGUUAACACACCACAAGAUAUGCUGACAGGAAAGCCUGCAGCAGCACAGCUCACCGAAGAGCCGCUGCUAAAUUUGGACACAAAAGCAUUUUACAGCCAGACGGUGGUGGUGUCACCUUCAGCUGCAAGAAAAAACUCUUCAGUGCAUCCUCUCUGUGUCGUCCUGUUGGUCUGUGAACGCAACACAAAGGUAGAAAAGCGCUUGUGAAAUGCCAUAAACACAUCACGUUAGUCAUCAUACACGCAGUUUAUGUAGCCAUUUUAGGAGGUUAUCUUGGGUCUGUUGUCGUCUUCAGAAGUGAUAGGAAAGAGUUAAUCAUCCUGAGACAGUUAUCGUUCUCACUGAUCACGCAGAGAUAACACAGGAUAUGAGCCGCACACUGAUACAUAAACUCUUCAUCUACAGGAUCUGGGUCAGCUCGUGUUUUCUGUGCUGGGAUGUCGUGAGGUAGCAGAGGAAGGAUACGCUGUUUUUUUUUUUUUUUCUUUUGAGCUUCCUGUUAGUGUAUCACAUCAGUUUCCUGUGAGUCGUAAUACCUUGCUGAGGUAAUACACUGAGGAAAAAGUAAAAGUCACAGACGCUGAUUUGGUACCAGCACAUACAGGAGCCCCGAGGCUGAUUGUUAGACUCAGAAUUACACUGAAGAACAGAGCAAACAGCAGUCUCAAAGGUCCACCAUUAACAGACUGCCAUCCUCAUAAAAGUGUACAAUCACCUGAAACUAGGAGUCUUUGUUUUUGUUACCUUAGAAAUGAAUACCUGUAGAGGGAGGUCCUCUUUCCUGGUGUCUGCCUCUAAAAGGGGACUGUCGGGUUCUUGGCAGGUUGGACCUGCAGCCUCACCAGAUGCCAAUGAAUCCAACACACUGGACUUUUAAUAUGGCUUUGUGUGGUAUUAUCUUAUUUUAGGACUAAUAGAAUACAUGCUAAUGAAAAUAAAAAGUAAUUGCUGUCCCAGAGUUUAAAUGUUGCCGUGUCAAAGUGAGCAGUCGAAGGGUCCUGAAAGCUCCCAUCUGCUGGCAUGUGUUAAUGUGUUUAAUUUGAUUUUAAUUAUGCAGAUAGUGAGAGUGAGUUAGUGCGAGCUAGUUUUUGUCCCAUUAAAUUAACCUGGUUGUGA
Molecule: messenger RNA, 2114 nt
Organism: Acanthopagrus latus (yellowfin seabream)
Lineage: Eukaryota; Metazoa; Chordata; Actinopteri; Spariformes; Sparidae
Gene: crcp
Product: calcitonin gene-related peptide-receptor component protein
Exons: 6
Coding region: 117-560 (147 amino acids)
Biological process (GO): transcription initiation at RNA polymerase III promoter
Cellular component (GO): RNA polymerase III complex
Molecular function (GO): nucleotide binding
Source: RefSeq, a predicted model, not a curated record